UGACCCGGUACGUACCGAGUACACUACGACCAACUCAAGAUUCGGCCGGCGUCGGCCUCCAGAACCUCUCGAGAUCCUCUCCCAGAUCCUCUCCCAAGUCUUGCUCCUCUUUUCGAGCCAACUCCCGACAUAGUCUCCUUCAUUCUUCUCACGACAAGGCCCGGGCUCAUAACUUCUCGUUCGUCCUAGUUCAACUAAGGUACUCAACUCAACACGAACAUGGCCUCCCGCAAUGCCCAGUCGACCGUCGCCGAGCUAUCCCUGGUCCAUCUGCGCAACUGUCUCGUCAACCUCCCCAACUCCCUGGUCUCCCUCCUAGCCAAUGUCAAUGCACCCGCCCAAAAUGUCGUCGUCCAACUCUCCUACCGAAGCCCGACAUCUACAUCUACCGGACCCGCGGGAUCACAGCAGUCUGUCUUUGUAGGAUGGACCGGUAUGCCGAGUAAGCGCAAGCUUGCGCCCAUUGUCGGCCGAGACGGCAUCAGCAGUAUGCGUGGCCCUGCUUCGGGGCGUGAUCAAGAGGUGGCCCUCGUCGAGAUGGACGCCACCCUCGCCAACACCCUAGGCCUCUCGGAUGGCCAGAAAGUUACCGCCUCCAUACAUGUCGAUCCGCCGUUGGUACACACCAUCAACCUUGAACCAUUGACGCCGGAAGACUGGGAGAUCAUCGAGCUCCACGCCACCUUCCUUGAGCUCAAUCUCCUCUCGCAAAUCCGUGCCCUCCCGAAUCCGUCCUACACCUCCCCCUCAGGCGCCCUCGUCCCUCCUCACCCCUUGACCUUGCAUCUCUCCCCGACCUCGACCGCCAAGAUCAAGGCGGUGUCCCUAGACCCUCCGCCACCCGCCGAUAUCCCCUUUGCCAAGAUCUCUCCCGAUGCCGAGGUCAUCGUCGCCCCCAAGACCAGGCCGAAAACCACCACGCGCUCCGUCUCCGAUAGCCGUAGCGUGGCCAGCACCUCCAAGUCGCGGAGGAGCGGCGGCGGCGGCGGCGGCGGCGGCAGCAGCAGCAACAAUGUCCGCAGGCGAAGCUCCCGAGGCGAGCGUAAGCCCAGGAUCGUCCUCCGCGGCGUCGACCGAGCGGCGUGCAACAACGAUUGGUUCGACCACCACCACCACGAGGACCCGGACCAUGUCGCCGCCCCGCAGGACUUCAGCAUCUGGGUCGACCACGACGUCUUGCUGUCGCGAGGAUUGAAGGGAGUCGACUUUGUUCUGGUCACCGUGCUUCGCAGCUCGAAUGCGCAGGCCAACCCGGCGGCGCAACGUCCCCCGCAGGACGAGCAGCAGCCGACGUCGAAUCCGUCCGGCCCGGCAGCUCAGAUCGUCGCCCAUCUCCGAGCUUGGGAUGACCCUCCUCCGGAUAGCAAACCGGCUGCUUUGUCGUCUCCACUGUGUGCUGCUUUGGGGGUAAGCGGCAUGGUGGGCGGCGUGGUGGAGAUCGAGCCAGCACCCCAACCUCUGGGUCGGGACGCCGUUCAAAAGCUGGCCGUGUUUCCUUUCGCCACGUCCAAGAAGGUGGCGGAGGGCCUGAAAUUCGGCGCCGAAUCCAAAGCCGAGAAAGAGGAGGCGGCCAAGGCGUUUAGGCAUAUAUACGGCUCACAGAAAGCGGCCGCCUCCCUACUUAGUGGUCCCCUGACGGACGGCUCGCUCUUCGGUCUCUACGACGGCCUCGAAAGUCCCCAGGGUUGGGAAGGCGGCGUGGUCCGGUUUUAUCCGCCACCAAGUUCGUCCGACGCGAAGAGUCCUCCCCGGUGGACACUUGGGCCGAGCGACAAGGUCCACAUCGAGUUCCAGCCUCCCAUCCCACGGCCCUCCUGGAUGACGGAGGAUCAAGUCGCCGAGUCUGCUCCGUCGUACCACGGCCUCCUCGUCAGUAUUGAUCAACUCCUACAGGACCUCCAAAGUAAUCUUUCCAACAUCUCCUCGACUCUCCUCACCGGCGCGUCGGGGUCCGGCAAGACGUCGGUGGCCAAGUACGUGGCGCAGAAGCUGCGGCAAGACUCUCUGUUCCACACCGUCUAUUUCUCCUGCAAAACGCUGGUCAACGACGAGAGCAGGAUGGCUUCUAUUCGGAAUACCCUGAACCAGCUCUUCUUGACGGCAAGCUGGGGUGCCAAGUUCGGAGGCAGGUCGCUGGUCAUCCUGGACGACCUCGACACGUCGUGUCCCGUCGAGACGGAGCUGCAGGUGGGAAAUGACAACGGCCGAAGCCGCCAGGUGAGCGAGAUGAUCAGCUCCUUGGCCCGCCAAUACUGCAGCCACGAGAGCGGGGUCGUUUUGCUGGCCACGGCAGAAGGCAAGGAGUCGCUGAACGAGACCGUCGUGGGCGGCUCCAACGUGUUCCGGGAGAUUCUCGAGCUCAAGUCGCCCAACAAGGAAGCCAGGAGGCAAAUACUCGAAGCCAUCGUCCGUGAAGACGCAGCUCCCGCUGCCCCCGAUGAUGCGGUGGACGGUGACGCCGCGUCGUCCUCCCACGAUGCGGGCAGCAGCCGACCUACCACUGCCGACGGCAGCAAUGCGGCGGCCGAAGAGACCGCGUGGAUGGACGGGGGGACUAGUCAGACGAGCCGCGACAACAACAACAACAACAACAACAACAACAACAACAACAACAACAACAACAACAACAACCCCGGAACCAAGGUCAAGGCCAGCCGUUUCGUGCUCGAUUCGGACGUCGACUUCCUGGACAUCGCAGGCUUGACGGACGGCUACAUGCCCAGGGAUCUUGGCGUCGUGGUGGAAAGGGCGCAAAACGAAGCCGUCAUCCGCUCCGUCAGCGCGUCGUCUACCGCCUCGCCUGGUUUUCUCGGCCGCUCCCCCGUCCGUCUCUGCCGAUCCGACUUUGACAACGCGUUGAAGGACUUCACGCCGACGUCGCUUCGUGACGUCUCCCUGCAGAGCUCGACCACCACGUUCAGCUCGAUCGGCGGCCUCCAAGAGACGCGCCAGGUCCUGCUGGAGACUCUCCUCUACCCGACCAAAUACGCACCCAUCUUCGAGAAGUGCCCGCUUCGCCUGCGCUCGGGCCUGUUGCUCUACGGGUAUCCCGGCUGCGGCAAGACGCUCCUCGCCAGCGCGGUGGCGGGCGAGUGCGGGCUCAACUUCAUCAGCGUCAAGGGCCCCGAGAUCCUCAACAAGUACAUCGGCGCCUCGGAGAAGAGCGUGCGCGACCUCUUCGAGCGCGCGUCGGCCGCCAAGCCGUCGGUGCUCUUCUUCGACGAAUUCGACUCCAUCGCCCCGAAGCGAGGCCACGACUCCACCGGCGUGACCGACCGCGUCGUCAACCAGCUCCUGACGCUCAUGGACGGCGCCGAGGGCCUCUCGGGCGUGUACGUGCUCGCCGCCACGUCGCGGCCCGACCUGAUCGACCCGGCCCUCCUCCGACCGGGGCGUCUCGACAAGUCGCUGCUCUGCGACCUGCCUACCCUCGAGGACCGCGUCGAUAUCCUGAAAGCCGUGUCGAGGCAGGUGAAGCUCGGCCCCGAGUUGACGGGGGACGGCGACGAGGCGUGGACGGAGAUUGCGCGGCGGUGCGAGGCGUUUUCGGGCGCUGACUUGCAGGGUCUCAUCUCGAACGCGCAGCUCGAGGCUAUCCACGACGUGCUGCGGGGCGACGCUGACGCUGGCGCUGACGCCGACGCUGGCGCUGGUGUCGACGCCGCCGCGUCUACUAUCAACGGCAAGACCAGGGCGAAAGCCGACGCCUCGGUGCCGAGCUUCAUGCAGUUCCCCUACGAUCCGCAGGCCGAGGAGGGUGGUAGUGCGACGGUGCUGGCGCGGUCGAACCAGCUGGUGGAGAAGGCGGCCAUCGCGGCCAAGAUUGAGAGCAUCAAGCAGGCGCGCAAGCGGGCCAGGCGGGCACAGCAGCCUGGUGGGGCGAAGGGGGCAGGCGCGGCGGCGCUGGAGGAUAAGGAGGUGGUGGUGGGGUGGAAGCAUCUCGUCAAGGCGCUGGCGGGGACCAAGCCGAGCAUCAGCGCCCAGGAACGGAACCGGCUGAAGCGGAUCUAUCAUGAGUUUGUGGUGGGGAGGAGCGGCGAGAUGAGGGACGGGCAGCCUAGCAUGGAGAUUGGGGGGCGUAGUAGCCUGAUGUGAUCACGGUAUCGCGCCGUACUUGUCCGAUUCGCAGGUGUGGAGUGGGUAGAUCAUCACGGGGAGGAUAGAUGCCCUGUUAGAUGCCUCCGCUACGAGUCGUUGUCGUUGUCUUAUAUCUGAGCAUCAG
Messenger RNA from Sodiomyces alkalinus F11, 4222 nucleotides. Its product is annotated as AAA-domain-containing protein. Gene Ontology annotation, molecular function: ATP binding; ATP hydrolysis activity. Bases 220 to 4095 code for a protein of 1291 amino acids. Gene Ontology annotation, cellular component: peroxisomal membrane; cytosol; peroxisome. The record is from RefSeq and is a predicted model, not a curated record. Gene Ontology annotation, biological process: protein import into peroxisome matrix. Lineage: Eukaryota; Fungi; Ascomycota; Sordariomycetes; Glomerellales; Plectosphaerellaceae. The transcript is spliced from 2 exons.